GGGACUUCCGCUUGAGCAUACCCGGAAGUCGAGGAUGCGCGUCUAAACCGCUUGAUGCUAUAUCCAUAUGCCCGCUACGUAAACACGUUUUCAUACAAAUUCGGUGGUGCUUCUUUACAAAAAAUAGAUAUAUAUUUGCCACAAUGUUAUCGUUUGAUUUUCUUGACGAUGUUCGUCGGAUGAACAAGCGGCAGCUCUAUUACCAGGUGCUCAACUUUGGUAUGAUAGUUUCCUCUGCUCUGAUGAUUUGGAAAGGACUCAUGGUUGUCACCGGCAGUGAGAGCCCCAUUGUGGUUGUACUCAGUGGCAGCAUGGAACCAGCUUUCCACCGAGGAGACCUCCUCUUCCUGACCAACCGUGUCGAAGACCCAAUCAGAGCUGGAGAGAUCGUCGUCUUCAGGAUAGAGGGCAGAGAGAUCCCCAUAGUUCACAGAGUAGUUAAAGUUCACGAAAAGGAAAAUGGCGACAUUAAGUUCUUGACCAAAGGGGACAAUAAUGCCGUGGAUGAUCGAGGUCUGUACAAGCCGGGACAACACUGGCUGGAGAAAAAGGAUGUGGUGGGACGUGCUCGGGGUUUUGUGCCAUACAUCGGAAUCGUCACCAUUCUCAUGAACGAUUACCCCAAGUUCAAAUACGCCGUUCUCUUCGUUCUGGGUCUUUUUGUGUUGGUCCACCGGGAGUGAUGAUGAUAACAACGUCCAGGAAACCUCAAUGAGUUCACGCGCAAGUUCUGUCCAGCUCAGCCAGCUUAUCGUUUUUCUAUCUUUUUUUUUUUUUUUUUAGAACAUUUCGUAAAAAUGGGGUGAUAUGGGGCAUAAAUCCAAGCUUUACAAAAAACAUUUUGAGGGAACGAGGCUGUUAUUUGAAAGUGUGGUCAUAAACGGCAUACUUAAAAGUGGAUGUAAGCCCUGUUUCUUUUUUUGUUUAGUCUUUGUCUUUGAAAAAGUAUUUUAUGAUGACUUUGAACAUUAUUAAAUAUGGCAUCUGGUUACCAUC
Doryrhamphus excisus (bluestripe pipefish) is the source of this 996-nucleotide messenger RNA. It is a transcript of the gene sec11a, whose product is annotated as SEC11 homolog A, signal peptidase complex subunit. Lineage: Eukaryota; Metazoa; Chordata; Actinopteri; Syngnathiformes; Syngnathidae. Gene Ontology annotation, cellular component: membrane; signal peptidase complex. The record is from RefSeq and is a predicted model, not a curated record. Gene Ontology annotation, molecular function: serine-type endopeptidase activity.